AUGGUGACUGGCAUCGAGGCGGCAGGUCUCGCCCUCGCUAUUCUUCCUCUUCUUAUAAACCAGAUCGAUGCCUACGCUCUCGGCAUUGAGAAGAUCAGGCUUCUAAGGCGAUACCGACGGGACUUGAAAGAUUAUUCGAUGGGACUGAAAACACAGCGCACCAUCUUGCUGAAUACACUAGAACAAGCCCUCGAAGGUGUCGUCGACGACGAAGAUGAGAUACACCAACUCAUCAACAACCCACAAGGCGAAGAAUGGGCAAACGCAGCUCUACAAAGUCGUCUCCGCAGAAAGCUGAACCGAAAUUACGAUGUGUUCUUCCAAAAUAUGACUUCUCUCUCGGACCUACUGGAAUAUCUCUCUCGAAAGCUACAUAUUGGUGGAGAUUGGACGAACUCCGCCCCCGAAACCUGGGAUCUAUGGAAAUUCCGUAAGAUCCUUAGCAAAGCGGUUUACGACGAUCUCCUCGCAAAGAUCAACGCGGCAAACACAAUACUGAAGCUUCUCAUUGACCAAUCCGAUCACCGGGAAGCGAGCAAGAAGAGGCGCCAGUCCUGGAGUCCCCUUCUACAACAAUAUAAAAAGGCACGCAAGCAUGCUGAUGGGCUAUUUCAAACUAUCAUUGACGGGAAUUACUGGCGUUGUAGUUGUAAAGGGCAACACUGUGUCCAGCUUCAACUACAAACAAAUCCUCUAGGGAGUGCUGAGGAUCAUCCUCUCAGAAACUGCCAGUCUCAGUUCCGGAUGCUCUUCUCCAACAAGGCCCCGAGCAAUACAAAUUCAGAUCAUCUAUUGACCUGGACGGAGAUGGUCUUCAAGCCGAUGCAGGUCAAAGAGGCUAUGGGACUUGCCACUCUCUCCCUUUACGACAACCCCACGUUCUAUCAAGUACAGGGAAGAUCUAGGGUCCAGUGCAACGGUUCCACUCUCAUAGAGGAAGCAUCAGAAAUGACUCUUGACCCCCCGUCUAUUCCACCCAUUCAGGAUUUUUGUUCAUCUCUACAUUUUGCCGAAAUACGCAGUGGGCAGCAAAAGACCAUUGGUUUCAUUGCCAACGAGAUGAAUACCUCUUUCCGGUACACAAUGGAAGCAGUGAAACUUCCAAAGGGAGUUCCACAGAAAACUCUUGAGGAAGUCCUUUCAAAAAUUGGUCGGCGUGAUCGACUUCAUAUCGCUACCGGCCUAGCAUGUGGUGUGGUUCAAUUCUGUGGCAAUUGGCUAAAAUCCUCAUGGGAUAGUUCCGAUGUCCAUCUGGCUGCUGCGGACGACGGUUACAGCGUAUUGCUGGACAAUCUAUAUCUCUCGUGGCCUCUUCUCCCUCCCAGUGCUGGAAGAGAGUCUCGCAACUCGACGCCCUAUCCUAACGUGCAAAACAAUAUUCUGUUGCCUUUAGGGCUUGCACUAGUGGAACUUUCACUUGGGAAAUCCCUCAGUGUAUUCUUUACUCCGGAGGAUGAGCACCAGGAACCAUUGGUCACUAAAUUCCGAGUUGCCUCAAGGCUUGUCGACAAUGUGCACCAGGAAAGUGGUACGCACUAUGCAGAAGCCGUUCAUAGCUGCCUCUACUGGUCUGGCAUAACCUCACUGUGCAAUGAGCAAAGAUUCGUGGAGCGUGUCUUUGAUAACAUUGUCUCUCCUUUGCUGAAGGACUUGGUAAAUUUCGAGGGUCUGACGUGA
Messenger RNA from Penicillium mononematosum, 1677 nucleotides. RefSeq lists its product as uncharacterized. The transcript has 2 exons. NCBI's taxonomy places the organism in Eukaryota, Fungi, Ascomycota, Eurotiomycetes, Eurotiales, Aspergillaceae. The record is from RefSeq and is a predicted model, not a curated record. The coding region runs from base 1 to 1677 and encodes 558 amino acids.